Molecule: messenger RNA, 14913 nt
Organism: Coregonus sp. 'balchen'
Lineage: Eukaryota; Metazoa; Chordata; Actinopteri; Salmoniformes; Salmonidae
Source: the annotation of a GenBank genome assembly
AUGGCCUCCACAGCACUGAAUUGCACACAUUUUAUGUUGUGUUUUAUUUAUUGUUCGUUACUUGUUGGUAAUAUAUUUUGCGAUGCUGAUUCUGAAGAAGAUGAACAUGCCAAGCAUACGUAUACGGUGGAUAUGUUCAACAAUGCUGUCCCCACCGCUCCCCACUUUGUCAUGUUCUUCGCCCCUUGGUAAGCAAAAGUUUUCAAGUUUUAACCUGAAUGAAUGGAUAAACUCGCUAGGUAGAGUGCAGUUUGUAAAGUUAUUGACAAUAUUUAGAUGGCUACCAUAUUUCUUUACCAACUUAUAAGAUUUUCAAGUUGUCAUGGGCUACAGUAGCAGCUAACUUGCAGCUAGCUAGUUCUGCUUUUAUUGCCGGCUAGCUGUCUAAAAAGCUAGCUAAUAAGCUAACUAGUCAGCCAAGUUGUAUUAUUUUUUGCUACAAAUGAUAACUAGGACUUGUAUAUAAAAUGUUAUCCAUCAUUGCAUUGAUGCGAAGUCAUUGUAAUCUAGCUAGCUAACUAACACACUGGCUAAAGAUUGGCUAACAAAUCACAUGAGACCAGAACUACGCUAACGUUAGUUAACAUGCUUUGGUUGCUAAUCAUUAGAGCCUGGGAAACUUAUGGAAACUUGUGAACUUUUUGAAGUCACGAUUCAACUUGGACUGUCCCGUACUUUAACGUUAGUUGACAUAGUCGCUAACUACAUGCACAGUACAGUGUUCCCCCCCCCCACCACCACCAUGGUGUUCAUUUUGCUGCACAGUUGUUUGUACUGUAUAACAGCUAGCCUAGCUAGCUAACAGUACAGUAGAGUGAAGGAAUGGACCAUUUUAUGAUGAGACCGCUUACGUGGCAAGCACUGAUUGACGUAACUUCGUAGACAUGCAUGCCCUAAAGCUGCCUAAAAAUGUCCUACGUUUUUUUCAACACAAGGAACAAUCUACUUGCUGUAGUAAGGCCUAAUAUGUUGGUAUCUUUUCUGAAAUGUAAGCGUUUGGACAACAGUGCAGUUCUUCAUCACUUCACAGGAGUAUCUUUACUGUAUACCUCCCUGCACACAGUUACAAGCUGACCCCCACACUGCACAAACUGAUCAAAUAAACAUAAAAAGCUAUUUUGAUAACUUAAGUCAGACAACAUGACAAGGUGGCACAUGUAUGCCACUUGCCAUAGAAACAUGAAGACAGUUGGAAUUCAAUAGGAGUGUUGAGUUGUAUCAGGUGUCUCCCUUUUCCACUCAGACUGUGCUCUCUCUAUUUAAUGCCUAGGCUAAUCAGUGUUUCCACCUAUUUUUUAGUGUUUGCGUCUUGGCAGAUAUAUCCCGAGUGGCGCAGCGGUCUAAGGCACUGCAUCUCAGUGCUUGAGGCGUCACUACAGACCCCCUGGUUCGAUUCCAGGCUGUAUCAUAACCGGCCGUGAUUGGGAGUCCCACAGGGCGGCGCACAAUUGGCCCAGCGUCGUCCGGGUUUGGCCGGUGUAGGCCGUCAUUGUAAAUAAGAAUUUGUUCUUAACUGACUUGCCUGGUUAAAUAAAGGUUAAAUAAAAUGUUAAAAUCUCAGCGGUGGCAACAAUGAUAUAGGGGGGGGAACAGCUAAUUCCAGGCAGAACUGUGAGGCCUGUACCACCUCAGGGAAAAUACUUUGAAAGAACCUGUGCUGCGUUUUGUUUCCAGGUGUGGUCACUGUCAGAGGCUACAGGGGACAUGGAACGAGAUGGGGGACAAAUACAACAGCAUGGAGACUCCACCCGCCUACGUAGUAAAGGUUGACUGCACUCAGGAUGUUAAGUUCUGCUCCAAUGUCCACGGCAUCAGGGGCUACCCCACGUAGGUAUAGGGUUGUAUUAAUUAGUGCACACCAUAGCAAAACAUUAAAAAAAUGUUUUGCAACAUAACCGUUUCUUACUGGAUUUCUUAUUGGAGAAGUUCAUGUACUACCUCGCCAUUUCAAGGUGUAUCUUCAUUUUGCCACUAGGAUAAACCAUGUAGCUAGAUUGAUUACUUAUUGACUGAUAGCAGUGUGAUACAUUGACAUGCAUUUAGUUUAAUUUUUAACCACCUUGUUUUGCAGUGUAUGCUGUUACAUUUUAUUAGCCAAGGACUAACGUUGAGUUGCAUGUAAUGACGAAGGAAUUGAUCAGUUAAGUGUAUUGUGAGUGUGUCGGUCAUCUUACAGAGCAGUAGGGCCUAGUCAUUGAGGCGAAUGAUCUCGUUGACCCCCUGUGUUGUCUGUAGGCUGAAGCUGUUCAAACCUGAGCAGGAGGCGAUGAAGUACCAAGGCCCCAGGGACCUGCAGUCUCUGGAGACCUGGAUGCUCAACACUCUGCAGGAGGAGCCUGUGGUAAGUGGGGGAGCGGGGGUGUUACCUUAGUGCAGCGACGAUGGCGGCGGUACAUGCAUCUCAUCUGAAAUGGCUUCUCCUCCUAAUUUCCUUUCAUCUGCGCUGAUUUGAAAGCCUUGGAUAGGUGAAUGCAAAUUAACAGUGGACAACCUUGUUAUUGCUUCCACCUGAUCCUGUUCUCAGUGCAUGAGGAUGAUGACGAGAGGGAAUUCCUUUAAACCAGGGAUCAUCAACUAGAUUCAGCCGCGCUAAAAAAAUCGAAAUCCGUUAGCGGAUGGUCAGGGGGCUGGAACAUAAUUACAAAUAAUUUGUAGACUGCAAAUUGACCGCAAGAAGCCCAAACAGAUAUUUUAAUUGAGUACAGGCUUAAGUGAAUGGACAUAUACAAAGACAGAAUGCAAUAUGGAAUUUUUAUUUAGAUAUAUUGGGGUAGGCCUCGUCUCUGAAGAAAUGCUCCUCAGAGCCAGAUGUUGAUGGCAGAUACCCUUAGAGGGACAGCUGGCAUCAAAACCCCCCGCUGGAACAGCCCCAGACCAUUAUUCCUCCUCCACCAAAAUGUACAGUUGGCGCUAUGCAUUGGGGCAGGUAGCGUUCUCCUGGCACCCGCCAAACCCAGAUUCGUCGGACUGCCAGAUAGUGAAGCGUGAUUCAUCACUCCAGAGAAUGCGUUUCCAAUGCUCCAGAGUCCAAUGGCGGCGAGCUUUACACCACUCCAGCCGACGCUUGGCAUUGCGCAUGGUGAUCUUACGCUUGUGUGCAGCUGCUCUGCCAUGGAAACCCAUUUCACGAAGUUCCCGACGAACAGUUCUUGUGCUGACGUUGCUUCUAGAGGCAGUUUGGAACUCGGUAGUAAGUAUUGCAACUGAGGACAGACGAUUUUUACGCACAAUGCGCAUUAGCACUCGGCGGUCCCAUUCUGAGAGCUUGAGUGGCCUACCACUUCGCGGCUGAGCCGUUGUUGCUCCUAGACGUUUCCACUUCACAAUAACAGCACUUACAGUUGACCGGGACAGCUAAAGCAGGUCAGAAGUUUGACGAACUGACUUGUUGGAAAGGUGGCAUCCUAUGACGGUGCCAUGUUGAAAGUCACUGAGCUCUUCAGUAAGGCCAUUUUACUGCCACUGUUUGUCUAUGGAGAUUGCAUGGCUGUGUGCUCGAUCCACUAAUUUGAAGGGGUGUCCACGUACUUUUCUAUAUGUAGUGUAAUUGCGCUAGUGAGCCCAUAGGUUAAUCAGGAAGCAUGUUGACAUUGCCUUAGUGUGCCGUGCUCAAAGGCUGGAGUUAAUCAUUGUAUGAUGAUCCCCGCGCUUGGUAAUUGUGAAGGAUUAGGACACGUAACACUAUACUGACGAGGUAACAUUGUAGCCAACACCAUAUACAGUGGGGGAAAAAAAGUGUUUAGUCAGCCACCAAUUGUGCAAGUUCUCCUACUUAAAAAGAUGAGAGGCCUGUAAUUUUCAUCAUAUGUACACGUCAACUAUGACAGACAAAUUGAGGAAAAAAAAUCCAGAAAAUCACAUUGUAGGAUUUUUAAUGAAUUUAUUUGCAAAUUAUGGUGGAAAAUAAGUAUUUGGUCACCUACAAACAAGCAAGAUUUCUGGCUCUCACAGACCUGUAACUUCUUCUUUAAGAGGCUCCUCUGUCCUCCACUCGUUACCUGUAUUAAUGGCACCUGUUUGAAUGUUUUAUCAGUAUAAAAGACACCUGUCCACAACCUCAAACAGUCACACUCCAAACUCCACUAUGGCCAAGACCAAAGAGCUGUCAAAGGACACCAGAAACAAAAUUGUAGACCUGCACCAGGCUGGGAAGACUGAAUCUGCAAUAGGUAAGCAGCUUGGUUUGAAGAAAUCAACUGUGGGAGCAAUUAUUAGGAAAUGGAAGACAUACAAGACCACUGAUAAUCUCCCUCGAUCUGGGGCUCCACGCAAGAUCUCACCCCGUGGGGUCAAAAUGAUCACAAGAACGGUGAGCAAAAAUCCCAGAACCACACGGGGAGACCUAGUGAAUGACCUGCAGAGAGCUGGGACCAAAGUAACAAAGCCUACCAUCAGUAACACACUACGCCGCCAGGGAGUCAAAUCCUGCAGUGCCAGACGUGUCCCCCUGCUUAAGCCAGUACAUGUCCAGGCCCGUCUGAAGUUUGCUAGAGUGCAUUUGGAUGAUCCAGAAGAGGAUUGGGAGAAUGUCAUAUGGUCAGAUGAAACCAAAAUAGAACUUUUUGGUAAAAACUCAACUCGUCGUGUUUGGAUGACAAAGAAUGCUGAGUUGCAUCCAAAGAACACCAUACCUACUGUGAAGCAUGGGGGUGGAAACAUCAUGCUUUGGGGCUGUUUUUCUGCAAAGGGACCAGGACGACUGAUCCGUGUAAAGGAAAGAAUGAAUGGGGCCAUGUAUCGUGAGAUUCUGAGUGAAAACCUUCUUCCAUCAGCAAGGGCAUUGAAGAUGAAACGUGGCUGGGUCUUUCAGCAUGACAAUGAUCCCAAACACACCGCCCGGGCAACGAAGGAGUGGCUUCGUAAGAAGCAUUUCAAGGUCCAGAUCUCAACCCCAUAGAAAAUCUUUGGAGGGAGUUGAAAGUCUGUGUUGCCCAGCGACAGCCCCAAAACAUCACUGCUCUAGAGGAGAUCUGCAUGGAGGAAUGGGCCAAAUACCAGCAACAGUGUGUGAAAACCUUGUGAAGACUUACAGAAAACGUUUGACCUGUGUCAUUGCCAACAAAGGGUAUAUAACAAAGUAUUGAGAAACUUUUGUCAUUGACUAAAUACUUAUUUUCCACCAUAAUUUGCAAAUAAAUUCAUUAAAAAUCCUACAAUGUGAUUUUGGGGAAUUUAUUUUCUCAUUUUGUCUGUCAUAGUUGACGUGUACCUAUGAUGAAAAUUACAGGCCUCUCAUCUUUUUAAGUGGGAGAACUUGCACAAUUGGUAGCAGACUAAAUACUUUUUUUCCCCACUGUAUGUACCUGCUAUGCCCAUGAGCUAGGAAGCUAUGUGAAUAUAUUAUGCUUACUGAAAUAAAAUACAAGUGACCCCCAUUCAGAUCAGCGUUACUGAUUUGAACUUUUGUAACUACAUAAUAUUUGUCUAAAAAAUUAUCAUUUCAAACCUUGCCUCCAUUUGUAUAUGAUCACAUAUCUCUCUAUUAUGCGUGGAAAUACACUACCGGUCAAAAGUUUUUGAACACUUACUCAUUCAAGGGUUUUUCUUUAUUUUUACUAUUUUCUACAUUGUAGAAUAAUAGUGAAGACAUCAAAACUAUGAAAUAACACGUAUGGAAUCAUGUAGUAACCAAAAAAGUGUUAAACAAAUCAAAAUAGAUUUUAUAUUUGAGAUUCUUCAAAUAUCCACCCUUUGCCUUGAUGACAGCUGUGCACACUCUUGGAGUUCUCUCAACCAGCUUCAUGAGGUAGUCACCUGGAAUGCAUUUCAAUGAACAGGUGUGCCUUCUUAAAAGUUAAUUUGUGGAAUUUCUUUCCUUCUUAAUGCAUUUGAGCCAAUCAGUUGUGUUGUGACAAGGUAGGGGGGUAUACAGAAGAUAGCCCUAUUUGGUAAAAGACCAAGUCCAUAUUAUGUCAAGAACAGCUCAAUACUAUAAGACAUGAAGGUCCGUCAAUACGUAACAUUUCAAUAACUUUUAAAGUUUCUUGAAGUGCAGUCGCAAAAACCAUCAAGCGCUAUGAUGAAACUGGCUCUCAUGAGGACCGCCACAGGAAUGGAAGACCCAGAGUUACCUCUGCUGCAGAGGAUAAGUUCAUUAGAUUUACCAGCCUCAGAAAUUACAGCCCAAAUAAAUUCUUCACAGAGUUCAAGUAACAGACCCAUCUCAAUAUCAUCUGUUCAGAGGAGACUGUCUGAAUCAGGCCUUCAUGGUCGAAUUGCUGCAAAGAAACCACUACUAAAGGACACCAAUAAGAAGAAGAGACUUGCUUGGGCCAAUACACAUGAGCAAUGGACAUUAGAAUGGUGGAAAUGUGUCCUUUGGUAUGGAGUCCAAAUUGGAGAUUUUUGGUUCCAACCGCCGUGUCUUUGUGAGAUGCGGUGUGGGUUAACGUAUGAUCUCCGCAUGUGUAUUUCCCACCGUAAAGUAGGGAGGAGGAGGUGUUAUGGUGUGGGGGUGCUUUGCUGGUGACACUAUCUGUGAUUUAUUUAGAAUUCAAGGCACACUUAACCAGCAUGGCUACCACAGCAUUCUGCAGUGAUACGCCAUCCUAUCUGGUUUGCGCUUAGUGGGAUUAUCAUUUGUUUUUCAACAGGACAAUGACCCAACACACCUCCAGGCUGUGUAAGGGCUAUUUUACCAAGAAGGAGAUUGAUGGAGUACUGCAUCAGAUGGCCUGGCCUCCACGAUCCCCCGAACUCAACCCAAUUGAGAUGGUUUGGGAUGAGUUGGACUGCAGAGUGAAGGAAAAGCAGCCAACAAGUGCUCAGCAUAUGUGGGAACUCCUUCAAGAUUGUUGGAAAAGCAUUCCAGGUGAAGCUGGUUGAGAGAAUGCCAAGAGUGUGCAAAGGUUGGCUAUUUGAAGAAUCUCAAAUAUAAAAUAUAUUUUGAUUUGUUGAACACUUUUUUGGUUACUACAUGAUUCCAUGUUUUAUUUCAUAGUUUUGAUGUCUUCACUAUUAUUCUACGAUGUAGAAAAUAGUAAAAAUAAAGAGAAAUCCUUGAAUGAGUAGGUGUUUCAUAACUUUUGAACUGAUUUCCAAAAUUAAAAUCGCAUGGAGCUGCUUUGCUGGUGUUUUCAGUCAUUUAUGUCCAACAAUAAAUCAUUGAAAUCUUGGGGGCCAAAUAAAAUCCCCCGGUUUUAAACCUUUGAGACCAUCUGAAUAAAACCUUGAGACUAAUGUUAUGUGAUGGCAAUCUAUAUUUGAUGUGUGUCAUGAUGUUCUGUGGGUUAGCAGGAGCCAGAGACUGAACUGGAGCCUCCCAAAGCCCCAGAGCCCAAGCAGGGCCUGUUUGACCUCACUGCUGGCAACUUCAAGGCCCACAUCGCUAAAGGUAAUGUGGGGGACUGGGAUCUGUCAGUACAAUAUACAUAUGCCAACAGUCUCUUUUAUAGCCUGGUCCCAGAUCUGUUUUUGCUGUCUCGCACCAUAGGAGUUGGCAAGACAGCGCAAACUGACCUGGGACCAGGCUUGUCUAUUUAUACCCAAAUACAACGUGUGAGAGUUCCUUAACACAACUUUUUUUGUAAGCUACAUAUGUCAAUUUUCUACAGCGAUUAACUUAAUUUAGAUGCUGUCAUUUCCUUGAAACCAUGACGCAAUCCACUCUACAUUUAUCUCAUGCAAACCGCAUGUUUCCGGUCACUGGACAAGCACAACAAAAAUACAUGGUGGUCAUGAUAAAUGUCCCGCUGAAAUUGCAGCUCUUCAGCCCGGUUUUGAGUUGAAUGUUUUGGUUGAGAAGUAAAAAUAAAUAUAUUCCUGUUUGGAGAAAAAAUACAGGAUAUGACAGGGUCAUUUUUAAGAGGAAUGUUUGUGUCCAACCUUUUUAAAUGGUGGCAAGAUUGGCUGUGACAAAAUUGCGUAACAGGUAGCAUUUAACCUCUGAGCUCAGUGUAUUUUAGUCUCUGGGCCAGUAAUGCAGAGGCCAUUUUAUAGUUGAUGUUAUUUCAUCAACUAAAUACCCAUCCUUAAGCUAAAACGCUCUGAUUUCUGUGCUUUCAGAUUGUAGCUACCCUUACUGCACAUACAUUUUUAUUUUUUGGGGGGUGGGGUACUUUUUACCCCUUUUUCUCCCCAAUUUCGUAAUAUCCAAUUGGUAGUUACCGUCUUGUCCCAUCGCUGCAACUCCUGUACGGACUCGGGAGAGGCGAAGGUCGAGAGCCAUGCGUCCUCCGAAACACGACCCUGCCACGCUGAACUGCUUCUUGACACACUGCUCGCUUAACCCGGAAGCCAGCCACACCAAUGUGUCGGAGGAAACACCGUACAACUGGCGACCGAAGUCAGCGUGCAUGUGCCCGGCAUGAGUCGCUAGAGCGCGAUGGGACAAGGACAUCCCGGCCAGCAAAACCCUCCCCUAACCCGGACGACGCUGCGCCAAUUGUGAGCCGCCUCAUGGGUCUCCCGGUCGCGGCCGGCUGCGACACAGCCUGGGAUCCAACCCGGAUCUGUAGUGGCGCCUCAAGCACUGCGAUGCAGUGCCUUAGACCACUGCACCACUCGGGAGGCUUACUGUACAUUUUUAUAUAUGAUGUUUUCCAGUAUUAAUGUAUUUUUCCUCUCUUCUCCGCAGGGUCCCACUUUGUCAAGUUCUUUGCCCCCUGGUGCGGUCACUGCAAGGCCAUGGCCCCGACCUGGGAGCAGCUGGCCACCAGCUUCGAGCACUCGGACAACAUCAAGAUCGGCAAGGUGGGUGACAAGUCACCAGCAGGGGACUGGAGCGCCAUGUUUGUCAGCUAUGUACACGUGCACAAGUCCAGGAUACGGAACUUAUGACAACUCAUUUUUGUUUGUACAGUAAAAUGAUACGACCCACUCAACAAAUGUUAUUUAUGGCUGUGGUUUGAUGUUUGUAUUGGACUGACAGCCCAGUGGUAGUAGAAGUUACUGCAUGUUAAUAUUUCCACAUGAAAGCACAACUGGCUAUCUUUACCAGCUACACGCGUUUUAAAUGUGAAUUAUGACAAACUAGGUAUGAGCUGGAUAUGCUGAAUGAAUUCUGAUUAAACUGGUGUGUUGUGAUUGGCCAGGUGGACUGUACCCAGCACUACGAGGUGUGCUCUGAGAACUCUGUGCGUGGCUACCCUACUCUGCUUUUCUUCAAGGACGGAGAGAAGGUACCUAGUUUGGUUGGCUAACUCACUGAAGAAGACCUUGUGUCAUUGUGUUCUGUAACCCAUUUAUGUUUUGUAAGGAGCUAUGACUUCACCAUUUAAGGAGUCAGUUUGUUAACCCUUUCCGGUGGUGGUGUUGUCUGUCCAGGCGGACCAGUACAAAGGCAAGCGGGACCUGGACUCUCUGAAGGACUUUGUGGACAACCAGGUCAAGGCUGCUGCUGCUAAGGAGGAUGAUGAACACCCACAUGCCAACGAGAUCCCAGUACCCAGCGACGAGCCUGCUAAAGAGGAGGUACUGCAGUGUGUGGCUUUCUCUCCGGUAUAAUAGGCCUUCCAGAUUUAAAAUACUCCACAUGCUAUGUUGUGGGUAAAUGCCUACGUCGAGAUCUAAUUUUGGUGCCGGGCACCCUGUUGCGUGUGUGGGCAGCACGUUUUUACAGCAUACCUCUCCAGAUACUUAAUAAGUGAAAUAAGAUCUCAGGCAGAUGUUUUAGCAGUGAGAUUACCAUCUAGCCAGCCCAGGCCAAGCUGUUUGACUCGACUCCAGUCAUAGGCCUCAGCUACUUAACUAGAAGUAGCAAAUAUGGGCAGGGUAGUUAUUUUUGUGCUUGCAACGCAAGGAUAGUGGGUUCGAUUCCCGGGACCACCCAUACUUAAAAUUUGUGCACACAUGUCUGUAAGUCGCUUUGGAUAAAAGUGUUUGCUAAAUUACAUUUAUUAUUAUUAUAUUAGAAUGUUCAGUGUGAAGUGACAUCACUAGUCUUAACAAAGACAUGGCACAUGUGGUUUAACGAGAGAUCCGAUGCUACUUCCAAUAAAACGUAGAACUCGAUUAGACUCGGAUGUCCGGUUUAUGAACUUAGGCUACUUCUUUGAAUUACUGGUCUUGUGGACGUGUAAACCAAUACAGGACCGUGAAUGAUACAAUCUGAAGUGAUCUAUUUUUUUCCUUGCAGUCUGGCGUGAUUACACUCACAGAGGCCAACUUUGAUGAGACAGUGGCCAAGGGACUGGCAUUCAUCAAGUUCUACGCUCCAUGGUAAGAAAUAGCUCUUUACGAGCUAUUAAAUCCAAAUGUAUGUUCUAUUUAACCUAUCUCACCUUGAAUGAAAUGUACAAUAUUUAAGGCAAUUUAUGUUGGUGAUUGACUUAAAUUGAGGGGCCACAACUAGAAGGCAUAACCAUAACUCGCGUAACCUUCCGUCCCCUCCAGGUGUGGCCACUGUAAGAAUCUGGCCCCUGUCUGGGAGGACCUGUCUAAGAAGGAGUUCCCUGGCCUGACUGACGUGAAGAUUGGCAAAGUGGACUGCACUGUGGAGAGGACGAUCUGCAACAGGUUUUCAGUAGGUGUUCUAUGUUGUACAUUGACUGCCUGGAGCUGAGGGAUGAUUCAGAAAGAGCACUUCUGAAGUCUGCCAUGCUCUUUCUGAAGUCUGCCAUGCUCUUUCUGAAGUCUGCCAUGCUCUUUCUGAAGUCUGCCAUGCUCUUUCUGAAGUCUGCCAUGCUCUUUCUGAAGUCUGCCAUGCUCUUUCUGAAGUCUGCCAUGCUCUUUCUGAAGUCUGCCAUGCUCUUUCUGAAGUCUGCCAUGCUCUUUCUGAAGUCUGCCAUGCUCUUGGUUAUAAAUAGCAAGACCUUGAGACAUGUUGUUUAUAACACACACAAACAGCAGGUGUGACCCAGAGCCGCAGGAAGUAUAAACGGUGGACUGUGGGUUAGCUGAGUUCCACUAGCCAUAAAACUAUACAGCACAUACCUCAUCGCAGGAUUGGAUGACCAGUGAUGCUGCGCUACCAGGACUCCCCUUUAUCGCUAGGACAGUCCAUGGUAUAGCCAUCACAACCUUUAUCGCUAGGACAGUCCGUGGUAUAGCCAUCACAACCUUUAUCGCUAGGACAGUCCAUGGUAUAGCCAUCACAACCUUUAUCGCUAGGACAGUCCAUGGUAUAGCCAUCACAACCUUUAUCGCUAGGACAGUCCGUGGUAUAUCCAUCACAACCUUUAUCGCUAGGACAGUCCGUGGUAUAGCCAUCACAACAUUUAUCGCUAGGACAGUCCGUGGUAUAGCCAUCACAACCUUUAUCGCUAGGACAGUCCGUGGUAUAGCCAUCACAACCUUUAUCGCUAGGACAGUCCGUGGUAUAUCCAUCAACCUUUAUCGCUAGGACAGUCCGUGGUAUAUCCAUCACAACCUUUAUCGCUAGGACAGUCCGGGGUACCUAGGCAUCACAACCUUUAUCGCUAGGACAGUCCGUGGUAUAGCCAUCACAACCUUUAUCGCUAGGACAGUCCGUGGUAUAGCCAUCACAACCUUUAUCGCUAGGACAGUCCGUGGUAUAGCCAUCACAACCUUUAUCGCUAGGACAGUCCGUGGUAUAGCCAUCACAACCUUUAUCGCUAGGACAGUCCGUGGUAUAGCCAUCACAACCUUUAUCGCUAGGACAGUCCGUGGUAUAUCCAUCACAACCUUUAUCGCUAGGACAGUCCGUGGUAUAUUCAUCACAACCUUUAUCGCUAGGACAGUCCAUGGUAUAGCCAUCACAACCUUUAUCGCUAGGACAGUCCGUGGUAUAGCCAUCACAACCUUUAUCGCUAGGACAGUCCAUGGUAUAGCCAUCACAACCUUUAUCGCUAGGACAGUCCGUGGUAUAGCCAUCACAACCUUUAUCGCUAGGACAGUCCAUGGUAUAGCCAUCACAACCUUUAUCGCUAGGACAGUCCAUGGUAUAGCCAUCACAACCUUUAUCGCUAGGACAGUCCGUGGUAUAGCCAUCACAACCUUUAUCGCUAGGACAGUCCGUGGUAUAGCAAUCACAACCUUUAUCGCUAGGACAGUCCGUGGUAUAACCAUCACAACCUUUAUCGCUCCCUGGAAUUUCCCCUGACUCAAGGACAUGGGGCAGUAGUCUCUGCAGCUGCAGCCUAUCUGUCUCUGUAGAGGCUAACAGAGUGAAUUAACUUGUGGUAUAAUUCACACUGCUAAACGAUAGGGACGUAACUAUUCACCAGUAAGCAUCGGUCUCAGAUUCAAAUGUUUAAGAUACAGGUCAUCGGUCCGCGGACCCCAAACCGAUCCAAAUGUAGCGUGCAUCGGUCAGUAAAUCGAUUCAAACGUUACGAAUCGCAGGUUCACUAAAAUGUUUUGCUCAUAUUACAUUCUUUCUACAUUCCGAAAAUACCUAAUAUUUUGUGACGACUGAUGCGUCCUCUCUUUCAGUGUCGAACUGUGUUGAGUCAUUGAUCUACAAGUCAUUUUGCAUGCCAAACAACCCCAAGCAAUAUCAGGCUAGUCAAACUGCGCACUGUGCCCAGAUUCGCAAGCUAACCAACGCAAAGAAGGCAGCCUGUUGCUGAUUGUGCACAUCCGCGCAGCACCUAUAGCAUUCAAAUGCUAAAAUGGCUUGCGUGAUAUUAGGCUUUAUUAGUUGAGUGACAACCUACUGUAUUCUGCUAGGUUAUUGUUAUCUAUGCGCUGUAUAAAAAAUUGUGUUUUACCGGAAUAAAAGUAAGCCACCGGAGACGACUCACCUGGCUUAUAGCCUACCUGCUGAACAAGGCUUAUUUUGAUUGUUGAAGUUCACCGUCAGCAAUCAUUUUGGUAGUUUUGCUUUUAAACAAGCAGUGUAUAUUGUCGUUUUUAGAUAUGCAGGGUAAAGUUGAUUCUGGGGGGGGGGGGGGGGGGUGUACUAGGUGCCUACAUAGUAAAUACACUAUAUAUAUAUAUAUAUCUCUCAUUUACAAAAAACACACCGUCAGCUCAGAGGCUCAGCUAAUGAGCUCCAUCAGCAGCAGAUGUUAUUUUAGAAUGGAAAAUGAAUGUUUAUGCAACAAAUGUUAGUGCAUCGAUUCGUUUCCAACUAAAACGUGUCGUUCCCGUAUCAGAUCCCAUGUAUUGAAUCAUCUUGAAAGGGAAAGAUCUAGGUGGUUCAUGCAUAGUUUACAGUAAGAGAAAAACAUUGCCCACAUUCCUUCGGUGUUGACGGAUCUGAAGGAAUGGGGAAGGUGGAAGUGGUAUGGUCAAGGCAUUGCAGAGCUAGGUGAAGUUGAGGCCAUAUUGCUAAUACCUAUCCAUUCCAUUCAGAUCAGCAAACACUGAGGAGGUAGGGGUUAGCUAGUGGUUGUUACCUGGAUGUCAGAAGCUUUGUCCCCUUUCCAUUCUACAGGUGAGUGGGUACCCCACCCUGCUGAUGUUCAGGGCGGGUGUGCAAGGUGAGGAGCAUCAUGGAGGGCGGGACUUGGAGAGCCUCCACGGCUUUGUGAUGAAGCAGGCCCGAGACGAGCUGUAGCACUGUCCAAUCAACGUCCAUCGUUAGUUCUCUCCUCCCCCACACAGCAUAUCUGGCCAACCGGAGGAAUCCUUUCUCCUGUAGAGGCUAGCUCUCUUCUUUCUCUCUCUCCGAUCAUUUUCCUUUCAGAAAGGAUUCACAUCAACAGACUGUUUUUUUUACCCCCCCAUCUGUAAUGCCUUGUUUUACCCCCCCCCCCCCCCCCGUCUGUAAUGCCUUGUUUACCCCCCCCCCCCCCCUGCUUAGUCCCACUGUUCCUCUGGAAAUGAAAUGAUGUGAUCGACAACCACUUUUUGCCAGCGGUACUUAAUCAGUCAGACCUUGAAAAUGCAUACUGUUAUAGUCAUCCCAAUACUUGACACAACUCAAGGACGGUUGUCUUAAAUUGUGCCUGCCGGUUGUAUCAAAAAACAUUGGAUUAACCUGACUGAGUUUGUCGGACAUUUUAAACCGUUAAUUCUGUGAUUUUAAGGAAAUCAUGUUGAUAAACAAUCAUGAGCAAUUAAUGUAAUGUUACUGCAGCUAAAGGGUCAAAGCCGCAUGACGUUGAGCGUUAAGUUGACGGUACUUCUCAUCCAUGCCAGUGACGGCCUAACUAACUUAACUCUCAGGGACACCCAGUUCUCGGCCUACUCCAUACUGCUAUCUCUUAUCGGCUAACUUCGUAUUCCCCUUAUGUGUCUGUAGAGUCCCCCCAACUGCUUGUUGGCUAUGUCGGAAGGCUGCAGGAAACUACUUUCCAAUGUUUCAUGUCAAACUGCCCUUCGUGUGUUCUUCUGACAUUGUAAAUGUGCUAGAAAAUGUCAAUGUAGACAUGUUCUUUUAUUUUCCAUUUUAGUGCUGUCAGAGGCUUCGGUUCCAGUCCCACAACGGCACAAUAUCAGGUGCCUGGUUGGUGUUCUCACCGUUUCUAUGAACAAUGAUUGUCAGUUUGCACGAUCAAGACAUGCCUUAUGAAUGGAAUCUGGCAGUUUGGGUCAUUACAGGAAAACUGCAUUUUCAUGUAUUUGACAUUAGUUAAUGUUUGACACAGUCCCUCACAUGGUUUGCAAGGGAUUGUGUCAAAUGUACAAAAAAAUAUUUAAAAAUGGUUUUCUACGGCUAGUUCAUUAGAAUGGAAUAUUCAGAAUGUCGCAGAUAGAAGUGUGUUGUAUAGAAGAAACACGUCCUUAUCUUGUGUCUGCUGCAAAUGCAAUAGAUUUCACAAAGCUGAUGAAUAUUCUGUUCUAUUGACUUAAGCCCUCUAUCAGGCCCCAGUGUAAACCAUUCUCCCAUGUAUCACUCAUCCACCCAGUGAAGCACAAGAAUGUAACAACAUUAGUGCUAUGGUCACUUUUACUGUUGGUUUAUUAACCUUUGGAAAAUCUGGAAUGUUUGGUUUACCUCCGUAUGCUUGAAGAGCAAAACAGAAUAGCAAAAAUGUUCCACCCACAUAAUGAUCAAUUUAUAUUUUACUUGUUUAGUCAGUAUGUUAUGAUGACAACGUUGAUUUUCCUUCUUUCCAGAUGUAG